AUAAAUUUGAAAAAUUUUAAGUCUCAUUCGUCAAGUCGGGAGGAUGAAACCAUUUGGGGUGACGAGUAAUAAUGAGGAAAUUAACAGUUUGCUAUCGGUGAAUGAUAGUUUUGGGGGGAGUGGUAUGAAGGAGUUGGAUGUAAUUUUCCAGACGAGAACAUGGUACUUACGACUUAUGUGUCUUGUGGUUUCUUGUCUGAGUUCAAUCACCCUGGAAGUUGGAGCACGAUCGCCACUCGGGCAUUCUGUGACAAAGUCGAUGGCGUUCGGCGCGAUAUUUCGGCGGUCGUACAACGUCAUAAUCAAGAUCACAACGGGAAGAUUCGUCUCGGCAGUUUUAUCAACAAUUUUGUUGACAAUCGGUGAAAAGCACCGGAUGCCAUUCCUCUAUUUUCCCUGGAUGUUCAAUACACUGACGGGCAUUUUCUUUUACGAGGCACCUACCCUCUUGAGAUGGACGUACAAUCAGAUACCCUAUGUAUUCGUCCCUGCCACAACCUUCGCUUUUAUAGCCCUCAUUCUAUUCGUGGAACAACUUUUUCACUGGUGUGACGUUUUUGCGAGCUUUAUGGAAACCUGGGUGGAAUACAUCCAUCGUAAGAGGGUGAGAGCCGCUGAUGAAAUUGGAAAUAUGCAAAAUCAAGAGAAAAACGAUGGACUCGCUGGGAAAGGGGUAUUGCAUGAAUUGGUAAAUGGAGUAACUUUCAACUCGAAGAAUAAUGCAAGACGUGUUAAAAGUUUGACGAAUCUAAUUUAUACAAAUGAGAAAGAGAAAAUUGGAUAAAUACUUGGUGAAGAAGUGUUGAGAUAUUCAGGCCCUCCAAGUAUUCAAAUAGUUUGCCGUCUCAAAGAGAUAACAUCAUCGUUCCUACUCGACUGUAGUUUAGUUUAAAACCCUUGGAAAAUAGUUUAUUACCCCUUCGAGAGGUGAUACCGCUUGGAAUACAUAACAAUGAAACAUUUUUAUUAGGCAUUUGAAAGGUGGAGGAGCUAUUUACGUCGCCUAUCUUUUUUUUUCAAAAGCAAAACAAUCAAAAGUGCAUAAAAAAUCUAUAAAGACGAAGUUGAAUGUUCAUUCUCCGAGGAAUACCUAUCCUACAAUAUUUUUUUUCUAUCGACGCGAAAUGAUUUCUCUUGAGGAAUUGAUAAAAUGAAUUAGCGUCGUACCGUAAAAUUUACUGCGAGUUUUUUUUACUAAACCCCACGAGAAAAAAAAAUUUUCACGUCCAAAUAAAAAAAAAUCCUCAAUUCCAGAAUUAUAUCAUUUUUUACAACCCUGAGCGUAUGGUUUAUAACUCCCUAAUUCCCCCAACAAUUUCCUCAUGAUAUUCGUUCGCAAUUUCCCGGCUGUCAUUUAC
Molecule: messenger RNA, 1358 nt
Organism: Diachasmimorpha longicaudata
Lineage: Eukaryota; Metazoa; Arthropoda; Insecta; Hymenoptera; Braconidae
Exons: 4
Coding region: 44-784 (246 amino acids)
Source: RefSeq, a predicted model, not a curated record